AAAUGCUUCAGCGUAUUUCGUUGCUUUUACUUUUUCAGGAGGGUGAAAGAAUCACAUAGGCUACUGCGUGGUGUCUUGAACUUUACAAAAUGGCAAACAUAGAUCAACUUGAUAAUGACAAUGUCUUUUCCGUGGGUGUAAGUUCACGUAGACGGUGUGAGGUCAGUCAUGAUGGACACAUUAACAUACAAGACCUGACAAUCAAGAUUGAGGAAAAUGCAUCUAAAAUUGUGAACGAUUUUCUCAAAAUAAAAAGAGAUUAUCAUUUAAAGAUUAGAGACUACCUGUUUAAAAAAAUCCCUGUCUAUCCAACCCCCGUUGAGUUUCACAUCUCUGAAUUGACUCAUGUCACUGGCCAACAUGCUCUUCAGGAAAUCUGUAAUUCAAAGGGAUUCAAGGCAAAGGAAGAUGAUACGUUCUCAUGGUGGAGCCUGAAGAUCAAUGAAGAGAGUAUAAAAGAAGCCGAGGAGAGUUAUCUAGAGGAGAUGUUCCCAGACAGAACACAAGAGCAAAGAGAAAACCAAGAGACGUUCCUGAAUAAAUUCACGACAUCACCUGCAUUCGACAUUCAGAAAUCACGCUAUGGUAACUUUCGGUUCACAUUUCCUCUGAAUGAACUGAUGGAAGCGUACAAGAAUCAGAUGUGUGGAGGGAAAGAUCCGGUUCUCAGGGCAUACAAGACCACAUUUUACAAACAAGAGAUCAUGUAUGUUGUUCUUAUUCACAGCCCAGAACUGAAUGAGAAGUUUGAGCAAUUCCCAGAGAUUGAAUCCAGUUCAUUAUUUGAUUAUAAGAAUGAUACAAUUAUCUGGAAAGCACAAGCAAUUUGUAAUAACAUUGAAUAUAAGUUGUUAGUGAAUAGGGAGGAAAAAAUAGCAGAGACUGAACCUUUUAUCAACCAGAAAUACUACUAUGUGUGGGAUCAUGUUGCCUUGGCGUUUCACUUCAGCGGGGUUCUACAUUUCCCUAAAGAAAAGCUUAAAGAGAGCAUCACCUGUUGUGAAAUAGACGAAAUAAACCUUUCAGGAAGUUAUAGCUUGUCCCUUGAAGAAGCUAAAGAAAUACUACAUCGUCUGGAUUUAAGUUAAGCCCAUGACAUAUCCAGUUUAUGAGCACAGGAUUAAUGAAAUAUACUGAAAAAUACAAAUAUGGAAAUCAUGUUUGGUUAAGUUUCUAGAAACAUUUUUAAAACUGUAUGUUUAAAAAAUAAGUUAACUCUUCAAACUUGUUACAAGCAUCUGCAAUAAUGCUGAAUUGAUUAACUGUUGGUUUGUUUGAUUUAUAAUAUAACCAUUUGUUUAACUAAUUUGUCUUAGUCUGGAGUCUAACUUUAACCUGACAGGCUAACACUUUUUGGUUUAGACUAGAUUUGACCCUACAUUUUACACUACAACACUAGAUUUUGGGGGUGAAGGAUCCUACCUUAGAUCCUCACCUGCAGAAUGUUUUUAUUAUUGUGUUUUUUUAUCUUUAAUCAUUUAUUUACAUAAUCAUCAUAAUCAUUUUAUAAUCAUUAGUUAUUAUCCAUUUAAUUAUUGUAUUUGAUUAUUUAAUAUUAUUCCAUCAUUAUCAAUUUCAUUAUUAUCAUUUUUAUUAUUAAAUUAUUGUUUAUUAAUUCAUUUAUUCAUUAUUGUUUUUUAUUCAUUAUUCAUUCAUUAUUAUC
Messenger RNA from Misgurnus anguillicaudatus (oriental weatherfish), 1663 nucleotides. Lineage: Eukaryota; Metazoa; Chordata; Actinopteri; Cypriniformes; Cobitidae. The record is from RefSeq and is a predicted model, not a curated record.